GUUAGGGUUGCCAACCGUCCCUUAAAAAACGGAAUCGUCCCGUAUUUAGAAACAAAAGUACACGUCCCGUAUUGAGCUAAUAAGGGACGCACUUUGUCCCGUAAUACAGUGAGAAUCACAAAACGUCUAUAAAUGUUAAUGGAUUUAACGCUUUGUUGGAAAACAUAAUUCCCAGCCCCUCUCCUGCUCUGUGACCAAUGAGCUGACAGCACACUUAGCACGAUUCAGAUUACCGCUUAUCUCAUUGGUCGAGGAAAGGUCGCAUGCGGAGAAGAUACCGGAAGACAACAGAUGAACAGCAUGGCCAACAGGGAGAUAAACACCGACACUGCGGCGCAGGUCUGGGACGACACUACACCUUUGACCAACAGUGCUUGUUUACCUCCUAGAAAGAAAAAAAAGGCUGCAAAAAUACAGGGAGGAAUGGGAAAAUGAAAACACCUGGCUGGGAAAAGUGCGCGAUAACACAUAUAAAGCGCACUGCACUGUGUGCAGUUUGCCAUGGUGGACUGACUGACGUUAAUCAGCAUGCUUCUACUGGUGGGCACAUGAUGAAUAUGAGGGGCGUGAAAGAAAGGGGAACCCUUGACCAAUUUGUUGUCCACCAGGCCACGGCAGAAGCAGAUAUGGUGACUGCUGCAGAGGUGACCCAUAUCUACCACACUGUAAAGCACGGUUUAAGUUAUAACUCGGCUGACUGUGCACUCAAACUGACUGUACGAACGCUGAAUGACUCCAGUAUUGCCAAGAAGAUGUCCUGUGGGAGGACGAAAGCUGAAGCAGUUGUCACAGAUGUCCUGUCUCCAAAGGCAAUAGAAGAGGUGAUCAAAAAAUUGAAAAGUGGUGCAACUCCACUCCCAUUCUCUCUUCACACUGAUGCUUCAAAUAAGGGAAAUCAGAAGAUGUUUCCCUUGGCCUUGCAGUUUUUUACACCAGAGGCUGGAGUUGUCAACAAGAUAUUGGAUUUUGUUGAAAAUCCAGAUGAGUCUGCAGAGGGAAUAGUAAAAAUAAUACAAAGCUCUCUUGAAAGCGUGGGGCUAUCCUUAGAUCAGGUUUCUGCAUUCAGUGCUGACAAUGCAAAUGUAAAUUAUGGCAUUCACAACUCAGUCUUCACAAAAUUGAAAGAGACCAACAGUGAGAUCCUUCGUGGCAACUGCCAUGCACAUAUUGUUCAUAACACUGUGAAAAAAGCCCUGGACAAGCUCUCAGUUGAUGUGGAAAAUAUUGUCCUGAAGAUAUACAGCUUCUUUUCCACCUCUGCCAAAAGGAGAGAGUCCCUGAAAGAGUUCUGUGAGUUUUGUGACGUUGAAUUCCAUGAUAUCCUGCGCCAUGUUGUGACAAGAUGGCUGUCACUCAACCCUGCAAUCACCUGCCUGCUGCAGAACUGGGACCCGCUGAAGUCGUAUCUCAUCAGCAUUGGUGAGGAAUGUCCAAGGCGCCUGAAGGAAUUGCUGAGUUUGACAGAAGACGCUGCUGGAGUUGAGGGAGAGGCAGAUGUUGUGGAAGUCUACCUGCUCUUCUGUAAUAAUGUCAUGUGUCUGUUUGAAGAAGUGGUGAAAAAACUGGAGAAGAAUGUAACCACGUCUGUUGACCUUUAUUCCAUCAUGGAGUGCUUCCUGAAAAGACUUAUUCAGAGAAGAGAUGAUGGGUUCUACGGGUACCUAACAAGACAAAAACUCCAGCGUCUCUCGCCAUCUGAUGCUGAUGGUGCCAGGCAGGAGUUUACAGCCUUCCUAGACACUGCCAUCAGUUAUGUCCGGCAGUGGUUUGACUUUUCAGAAGAAAACUGGCUUUUCCACCUGCAGCCCCUCUCUCUAGCAUCUGGGAAGAUUUCCUUUGAUGACAUGGAGAAGAUCAUUGAACAGCUUCACCUGGCUGGCAGGUUAAACAUCUCUAUGGAUGAGCUUUAUGAAGAGUGUGUCACUGCAACCAGCCUUCUGGAGCACCUCACCAAAGAACAUCAGGAGAAGGAAAAGUGGCAGUCGAAGGGAACAGCAGAGAAGUGGAUGGAAAUUUUUCAGGCAGCUGACCUCCCCAAUAUGCAGGCUGUUGUAUCCUUUGUACUCAGCAUCCCAUCUUCCACUGGGUUUGAGGAGAGGAUUUUCUCUCUUAUGAAGAAUAAGUGGACUGAUGUGCGGAACAAAUGUUCUACUGAGUUAAUUAGAAGUGAGCUCAUUGUCAGUCUAAAUUAUGAUAUGUCUUGCUCAGAGUUUUACUCUGCAGUACUGAAAGACAAACAACUCCUAACUGCAGCAAGAGCUCAAAAAAUACAAAUGGAAAAAGUAGUCUCUUUCCACAUAAUGUAGCAUUGAGCUUUUGAGUUCAUGAGUUUGUUGGGGGUUUUUUUACUUCAACUUUCAGCUACAGUCAAGGCCUUUGAGGCACAAAUGUUGUAUUUACAGGUGUUCCACAGACUUUGUUUGCACUUUUCUAAUUGCACUAAAUGUUUACUGUUACAAGAAUGUUUUUCUUUCUAUUGUUUUCUAUUAAUUUAUAUAAUUUUAGGUUAAGCAGGACAGAGUGCUUUGUGUUAAUUUUGUCAUUUUGCACAAAAAGUGAGGCAAACUGUUACGAAAUCAGUUUUUACCCCGGUUCUUUAUUCGUCGAGGGAUCCAGAAAUGGCACCGGAACUCAGUAGUCAUUUUUACAAAACCUUUAUUCAUCAUUAUUUCAUCUUCAUUUAAGCAUGCACUUCUAGAAGGGAAGACGAGGCCGGUGUCCCUCUGUAAAGAUCUUCACCCCUUUGUUAGUCACAGCCAGCUUUAUAGAAGCAGCCCUAUCAUAAAUCCCCCACAGGGUGCUCCAAACUCUGUCUCUGUGUGUAUGCACGAGCACGUGAGUACCUGUGUGUGCGCAUACCCGUAUAUCUAUGUGAGUGCACGUGAGUGAAUGUAUGUAAGUGUGGGUGCGCCGUAACAGUCAAAGCACUGUUUGUGUGUGUCUCUGUAUACGUGACUUCCUGGGGGUCAUAAAAGUAAGCUCACCCAAGUUAAACCAAAUUCCUCUACACAACAUAGAAAACAGAAUUAACAUAUUACAAACACUGAGACUCCCACUCUGCAUCCACUGGGCCAUUGUCUUACAUUUACAGAUAAGGUGGAGAGUCUCCUGCAAGCCUGCUUCUAAGUAAUGGCAAUUAUGAGUUUUUUUAAAGGUACAAGCAUCAGCAUCAGCAACCCCCAACUGUAGCUUCCUGACUCCUUUUAUGACAGCAGACCUCCAGUGUCAAUAAAUUCCUUUCUCUCUAAA
Molecule: messenger RNA, 3249 nt
Organism: Oreochromis niloticus (Nile tilapia)
Lineage: Eukaryota; Metazoa; Chordata; Actinopteri; Cichliformes; Cichlidae
Exons: 3
Coding region: 432-2306 (624 amino acids)
Source: RefSeq, a predicted model, not a curated record